Westerdykella ornata is the source of this 888-nucleotide messenger RNA. RefSeq names its product C/H/G cyclin. The transcript has 3 exons. NCBI's taxonomy places the organism in Eukaryota, Fungi, Ascomycota, Dothideomycetes, Pleosporales, Sporormiaceae. Bases 1 to 888 code for a protein of 295 amino acids. The record is from RefSeq and is a predicted model, not a curated record. Gene Ontology annotation, biological process: positive regulation of transcription by RNA polymerase II. Gene Ontology annotation, cellular component: nucleus; mediator complex. Gene Ontology annotation, molecular function: cyclin-dependent protein serine/threonine kinase regulator activity.
AUGGCAGCCAACUACUGGGAAUCGACGCAGCGCAAGUUCUGGACCUUCACCAGGCAAGAUCUCGCACAGGAACGCAAGAAACUCGAGGAGUCUGAACGCAGCCUCGUCAACGCUUUUCCCAUGCCAGACCGGAGACACCUGAGCAUAUACUUUUCUAAUCAACUUACAAAGAUGGCUAGACCUCUUGCUAUCCGCCAGCAAGCAAUGGCCACCGCUCAGGUCUACGUUCGAAGAUUCUACACGAAAGUGGAGAUCCGGAGAACGAACCCAUUGCUUGUGCUUGCGACUGCCCUCUAUUUGGCUUGCAAGAUGGAGGAAUGUCCUCAGCACAUCCGAAUCAUUCUGGCAGAAGCUCGCCAUUGCUGGGAUGCAUCUUUCAACGACAUAUCCAAGAUCGGGGAGUGUGAAUUCACCCUCAUUUCUGAACUGAAUUCCCAGCUUAUCGUCCACCAUCCCUAUCGGAGCCUGGCCGAGUUGCAAACGCAGUUCCAGCUCACCCAGGAGGAAAACAGCCUGGCGUGGUCCAUCAUCAAUGAUCACUAUCUGACAGAUCUCCCCCUCCUCCACGCCCCUCACGUUAUCGCCAUCACAGCACUGAUACUGGCCGUUGUGCUCAAGCCGACGCAGAGCGGGUACCAGUUGCAUGCUGCAGGCGUAGCCAACGCGCUGCAGACUCUAAGCAACGUCGGCAACGCUCGAAAUGCUGAGGGACCGGGUUUUCCGCCCCGGUUACAAAAGCUGAUUGACUGGCUGGCCGAGAGUAGCGUCGACAUUGAGGCAGUCAUAGAGUGCACCCAGGAGCUCAUCUCGCUUUACCACGUAUGGGACGAUUACCAGGAAAAGGCAGUCAAGGAUGCAAUAGCAAAGUUUGUCAAGGCAAGAGACUGA